CGUAGCUUAGUUCAAGGCGUAUUCUCUUGGGCCUGCAAAAUAGUUGCCUAGUUUUAGGCAUUUUUCCCAUUCCUGUGUAGCGGUAAGUGGCCACUCCUUCCCUGUCCGCGUAGCUAGAAGUAGCUUGUUGAUUCGACAAUGGUCAUUCAACGCGUGUGGCGCUCGUCUCCCUCAACAUCUUCGGCUGCUGCUGGAGCUUCUGCGAACACCACUGCUGCUGCAAGUGCCCAUGCAAUUACAGCAGCAACAAGUUCCUCUGAAUCAAGUGUGACAGCAACGGGCGCUCCGGAAGCGGAAUGUAGCGGUUCGUCUGUCAAUCUUCAACUCACAGGAAGUGGUGGUGGAAAAUUGCAGCGCCCAAAAUUAACCGGCGAUGCUAUGCUGGAAGUGUUGAAAAGACGCUAUUCCGGCCGUUCAUAUGCGAACCAAUCCUCGAACGAUGCAGCGCUGAAAUCAUUAGAAUUGCUUCGUGCCAACUUACAGUAUCUGUUCGACAAGGAAAUAGACGUGAUCAUCAAAAAGUUUAGUUCACUGUUCUUCAUUCCAGCAGUUAAAAAUAUAAAGGAAAAUCUAGGAGAGAAUGCUAUCUCCGAGGAGAUCCUAAAGACGACUUACUGCUCACUUUUGGAGGCAAGCAAAGCUCAAUACGUUGGCCAGAUCUCAUCCCCAGCAGAAAACUCACUGUCCAGAGCUAACACGCCGGGAAUGGAAUUAAGUGACUCCGAUUCUAGCACAGACAAUGUGGUUCCAUCCGGAACCACGAGCCUCCUUCAACAGGCUCUGAAACGAAAACUUCCCGAACCAAAUCAACCGGAUACGUUUAAGAGGCAAUACUUCCUGCAAGGUUCCCUCUACCCUCAAACCCAGUACCCGAUAUUGCAAUCUCUUGGAAAUGUUCCACCAACUCUAACAUACCAACAGAACAGGCCCUCCAUUUCUAAUCUAGCCGUUUUCACCACAACUAUUAGUCCGGAAACUCUAUUCAUCCUCGAUUUUAAAGCCGGUCGAGCGCUGGGUGUGGCAGAUUUUCGUGACCGACUGGCCAACAAGCAUCCGGAAAUCCUUCGAUACUGUCCGGACAAUCAGGACCGCGAGUGGCUGCUGCAGCAGAAGCAAAUUUCUCCCCUAAAUCGAAAUGGUCGAUUCUAUCUGCUCGUUUUAGACGAGGUGAAAAAACUCGCCGAAAGAAACGUCGAGUAUUCCAACAAUCCGUAUCUGAAGUUGGCCGAUCUGCAAGGUUUCAAGUUAACGGAACUUAUCUACGCUAAGGUGCAGAAGCUAAUCAAGGAUAGCGGAGAGCUGUGUGGAUUGAAGGCGCCGUUGGCUUCGACCGUAACCACAAUUUCGGCAGUAAGUGGCAGCUCUCAGCAGAGGACACGUGUUUCCUCACUCAGCUCCUCGCAUGCCACAUUAACGGCCUUGCUGGCGUCUCCGCAGCAGUCCACUGGUGGGACCUCGGUGGGUGCGGAGGCCAACUCGGCAGCCACGAUCGCUGGUGUCGCGAAUUCAACUACCAGUGGAGAAAUGAAGACUUAAAUGGUAUUGACUAACAGAGAAAGAUGUUUCCUAUUUUGCAGGUAUAUAAAGUAACUGCGGAAAAAAGAGUAGACUAGAGCACAAGCGGUAAGCGCUUGUGCUGUGUACAUAUCGGCAUUUUACAAAAGUUGCGAUGUGCGGGAAUAUUUGGAAGGCGGAAAGACGGUUCGACUGAAGCUUACAAGUUACAACUAUUACCAAUGCAUGUGUGAGGCUGUUCCUGUUUAUAUUUCUUGUAUGUUUGCUGACUGUGUCGUGCUUUACAUGUUUUUAAUAAAUAGAUUUCACCGAUAG
Wyeomyia smithii (pitcher-plant mosquito) is the source of this 1830-nucleotide messenger RNA. RefSeq names its product deoxynucleotidyltransferase terminal-interacting protein 1. Gene Ontology annotation, molecular function: DNA binding; nucleosome binding. The record is from RefSeq and is a predicted model, not a curated record. NCBI's taxonomy places the organism in Eukaryota, Metazoa, Arthropoda, Insecta, Diptera, Culicidae. Gene Ontology annotation, cellular component: nucleus. The coding region runs from base 139 to 1536 and encodes 465 amino acids. The transcript has 2 exons.